This is a messenger RNA of Spizellomyces punctatus DAOM BR117, 1180 nucleotides long. RefSeq names its product glucose-6-phosphate 1-epimerase. Gene Ontology annotation, biological process: carbohydrate metabolic process. Gene Ontology annotation, molecular function: isomerase activity; carbohydrate binding. Bases 61 to 915 code for a protein of 284 amino acids. Lineage: Eukaryota; Fungi; Chytridiomycota; Chytridiomycetes; Spizellomycetales; Spizellomycetaceae. The transcript has 10 exons. The record is from RefSeq and is a predicted model, not a curated record.
CGGGAGCAUUUCCCCCAUUUCUCCAUCAUAACCAUCUUGUUCUUCUUGUGAAAGGUCAUUAUGCCAGUCGACACCACGCAUCCGGACAAAGUAGUUGUGAAGCACGGCGACAGUACUGCCGAAAUCUAUUACUAUGGAGCAACUUUGACCAGCUGGAAGCCCAAUGGAUUGGAAAGAAUCUUUGUGAGCAAGCAGGCCAUUUUGAACGGAACAAAGGCAAUUCGUGGUGGAAUUCCGCUAGUGUUCCCCCAUUUUGGUACCAUUCCUACAUCGAAGCUUCCUCAGCAUGGGUUCGCUCGUAAUUCGCGAUGGGACUGGGUAGGAAUCACCACUGAUAAUGCCUCAGAAACCACCGUGGAGCUGGCUCUGAAACCGGACAAUGUGCCUGCGAACCUGCGCGAAUUGUGGCCUCAUGACUUUCGGCUUACGUACACCGUGACGCUCACCUCCAACACCCUGCGAACGGGCCUUGCCAUCAAAAACCCUUCCAGCACCAGUUGGGAUUUCACGACACUACUUCACACGUACUUCAAAGUGCAAGAAAUUGCCACUGCAGCUGUCGUGGGAUUGAAUGGUUACCCGUACGUCGAUAAGGUCGCCAAUGGUGCUCAGGCGCAGGAAACGCGUGAACGCGUGACUAUCGCUGGCGAAGUUGACAGAGUAUAUGAAGGAGUCAAGAAUGAUGCCAUUACAUUGCAAGGAACUGCCAUUGGUGCAGGUAUUGUUCUUCAUAAAAGUAAUUUUCCCGACGUGGUUGUUUGGAACCCGUGGGUCGACAAGGCAAAGAGUAUGGCCGACUUUGGCGACGAGGAGUAUCAUAACAUGAUCUGUGUGGAGGUCGGCUCCGUUGCGGCGAUGAUCAAGCUUGGGCCAGGUGAUACCUGGGAAGGCUCUCAGACGCUGGUUGCCGUUUAAGGUCGCCCGGCGUCAGUCACUCGCGCCAAGAGAUUGUUGUAGUCCUCCACAUAGUAAAUAGUCACGUUGCCCAUCGUAUGUAGAGACGUUGUUGUAGAAAGCUACGACUCACGUAGUGCAUGUCAUUGUUGGUUGUCCCAUUUGACGUCUUCCUACACCGGUCACCAUGGUUUUGGGUAUCAGUUUGUAAUCAAUGUACAGCCGACUGCCACAAAAUUAACUUCCGUUUGGCUCUAGGAUAUGCCAUGGUGAUGCAUAAUGAGAA